Molecule: messenger RNA, 1368 nt
Organism: Parascedosporium putredinis
Lineage: Eukaryota; Fungi; Ascomycota; Sordariomycetes; Microascales; Microascaceae
Source: the annotation of a GenBank genome assembly
AUGCAGUCCAUCACGGGCAAGGUGACGUUUCUCGAGAAAUCGGGAACGGGCCCGCCCAACUCGACGGGCGCGUACGAGCUGGAUCUGGACGCCCUGGAUAACUGGAGUCUGGCGUGGAAGCAGAUGAGCGUGCGGACCGACAUCUUUUGCUCGGCCAGCGUCAUCCUGCCCGACGUUGCCGGCCGCCAGCUCAACGUGGGCGGGUGGUCCGGAGAGUCCACCGAGGGUGUCCGCCUCUACACCCCCGACGGGUCGCCUCGCGUCCAGGGACCCAACGACUGGCAAGAGGACGUGGACAUCCUAAAGCUGCAAGACGGCCGCUGGUACCCCUCGGUGAUGACCAUGGCCAACGGGUCCAUCCUCGUCGUCGGCGGCGAGGAAGGCUCCAACGGAGCCGCUGUGCCGAGCCUCGAGGUGCUUCCCUUCACGGGGACCCCUCCGCUGUACAUGGACUGGCUGGAGCGGACGGACCCCAACAACCUCUACCCGUACCUCUUCGUGCUGCCGAGCGGCGGCAUCUUCGUGUCGUACUGGAACGAAGCCCGCAUCCUCGACGAGAAGACGUUUGAGACGAUUCGCAUCCUUCCCAACAUCCCCGGCGCCAUCAACGACCCGUACGGCGGCCGAACCUACCCGCUCGAAGGCACCGCCGUGCUCCUGCCCCAGCGCGCUCCCUAUACGGAGAACCUCGGCGUGCUCAUGUGCGGCGGCUCGACCGAGGGCGUAUCCAACGCGCUGGACAACUGUCACGGCGUGGCCGGGUUCGGCCUGGCCACGGACCCCAACCUCAACGCGCUCCUGUACGACCCUAGGAAGCCGGCGGGCAAGCGCAUCACCGUCAUGGCCAACACCACCAUCCCCCGGCUCUACCACUCCGAGGCCAUCACCCUGCUCGAUGGCCGCGUGCUCAUCUCCGGCUCGGACCCGCAGGACGGCGUGCACGACCAAGAGUACCGCGUCGAGGUGUUCAACCCGCCCUACCUGCACAAGAACCUCCCGCGACCGACUUUUACGCUGGCCAACAUCGACUGGGCCUACGACGAGACUAUUUCCUUUACGCUCGGGUCGGCGGCGACCAACGGCCGGAUCGAAGUCUCCCUCUUGGGGUCCGUGGCGAGCACGCACGGCAACUCGAUGGGCGCGCGGACACUCUUCCCCGAGGUUCAGUGUAGCGGGAGGAGCUGCACAGUGGUGUCGCCGCCCGACGCGCACGUGUGCCCUCCGGGCUGGUACCAGUUCUUCGUCCUCGAUGGGGGCAUCCCGGCGGUGGGUGUGUACGUGCGCAUCGGCGGUGAUCCGGCGCGGCUGGGCGAGUGGCCGGAAGGCCCGUUUACCCGGCCCGGGAUGGAGUUCCCGGGCAACAAUUGA